UCUAUCAAUCCUAACCAGCACUAAUAUUUCAGUAAUGGACUGUAACGCUGAUGAAAUAUGUCAGACAUAGAACAGGUAGAACUCAACUAUGAGACUUACAAAACUCAGCUGUCAGCGGUCAGUUCUGCUCUCUUAGCUGCUCCUGGUGAUGAGGAGCUCAUUACCCUUCAAACUGACUUAACUGAAUUGAUCACUAUCACCGAAAAUGAGCUGCUCAAUCUCAAGAAAAAUCAAUUACUACUGAGCCUUCGUGAGCCUGAAGAGCCUGAUGAAAAUUCAGACGAUGACGAAAAUAGUAUAGAUUCUUUUGUGGGAACGAAGUGUAGCAUCAAAUACACAUCAGCAUGGGGCACAGUUCAGCAACAAAACUGUGUUAUUUUAUCUGUUGAUAUUUCAGAUGAUUCUGAGACCGUUGUCAAGGUUCUUUUGGACGUGUUCAAACCUGGUUGGUUUGAACAUGUCCUUUUUCUCACUCCUUCUUCUAAAGAAAUGCUUCCUUGUAAGCACUACUUGAACUCAACUUGUAAUUUCGAUAAGUGUAAAUAUUCUCAUGGCUAUGAAGUCAAAAUUUCUUCCCUUAAAGAUUACGUAGAGCCAAACUUUGAGAACUUUGUUCGUGGCAAGAGAUGUUUGUGUAAGAAUGAGGAUGAGUUAUGGGUACCAGGAACAGUUACCAGUGUCAAAACAGACAAAAUUUACAUUAAAUUAGAUGGCUCUGGAACAGAAGUAGACUGUGUGUAUGAAAAUGUGUUUCCUCUUCAAGGGGUAGAUGGAGACAGUGAAUCAGAUACAGAAUUAAAUAUAUCAGACUUAUCGGAGGAGGAGUAUCAACCAUUCGAAACAUCAACUCCAAACAUGCAUUUUGGUAGUUGGGAGGAGCACACAAACUCAUUUGGGUCAAAAAUGUUGUUCAAAAUGGGCUACAAACUUGGUUCUGGUCUUGGACCUAGAGGAGAUGGCAUUGUGGAGCCAAUUGAGGCAGAUAUCAUUCCUCCAGGAGUAUCUUUGGAUACUGUCAGAGAACUUCGUGAGAAGCGACUCAUCAGAACUGUUAACAAACUGAAUUCUAUAUUAAAGAAAAAAGCUGACCAAAGAACUGGAAGUGCUCUAACAAAAACUCAGAAGUCUCAGUCUAUGUUCGCUAUGAUGGACAGCAUGUUCAAGGCUCGAGGAUCAAAACAGAAACAACGACCUAAAAAUAAGAAGCCUAUCAAUAAAGUUUCAGAGAAAACUGUCCGAGUGAAGAGUGUGAGUAUUGAGAAUGAUAUUGGUCGCUGUAGGAGGAGAAUUGCAGAACUGAAGAAAUCACUUACUAGAAAUCGGCAAGACAGUGGUCAUUGUAGUAGAGUGAAGGGUCAGAUUGAUGCAGAAUCUAAGAAACUAGAUGGCUUGUUGAGUAGACAGAGAUCAGUUGAAAAUGAGCUGAAGAUGAGAACAGAUAAAAAGAAAUUAAAAAUAUUCUAAUUGCUAUAAUAAUUCUAACUGUAUACUGAAUGAUAAGCGUUUUACGAUUUACUAUUUAAAUGUUUUAUCCGCAUAGGUUCGUUU
Molecule: messenger RNA, 1548 nt
Organism: Bolinopsis microptera
Lineage: Eukaryota; Metazoa; Ctenophora; Tentaculata; Lobata; Bolinopsidae
Product: zinc finger CCCH-type with G patch domain-containing protein-like
Exons: 2
Coding region: 58-1464 (468 amino acids)
Biological process (GO): negative regulation of transcription by RNA polymerase II
Cellular component (GO): nucleus
Molecular function (GO): RNA polymerase II cis-regulatory region sequence-specific DNA binding; metal ion binding; DNA-binding transcription repressor activity, RNA polymerase II-specific
Source: RefSeq, a predicted model, not a curated record